This is a messenger RNA of Culex quinquefasciatus (southern house mosquito), 1669 nucleotides long. Its product is annotated as odorant receptor 67a. The record is from RefSeq and is a predicted model, not a curated record. Gene Ontology annotation, cellular component: plasma membrane. Gene Ontology annotation, biological process: detection of chemical stimulus involved in sensory perception of smell; sensory perception of smell. The transcript is spliced from 5 exons. Gene Ontology annotation, molecular function: olfactory receptor activity; odorant binding. The coding region runs from base 1 to 738 and encodes 245 amino acids. Lineage: Eukaryota; Metazoa; Arthropoda; Insecta; Diptera; Culicidae.
AUGGACACCAUCCAGUGGGGAUCCCUUCCGGAGGAACUGCAAGUCAUGCCGUUCAAGAUUCUCUUCUACGGUCUACAAAUUCGUACAAAUUUCACUCACUAUCACAUUUUUGUGGGUUUGUCAAUGGUUGCGUACAGUUUCUGUGGAUUUAUGUCACUAAUCAAAAUUGCCACGAUGUGUUUUAUGUUCAAGUACAAUUCCCUGUGCUAUCGACUGGUCGCGGAGAAGAUUAGGAAGCUGCCACAGCCAACAGAUGAUGGGUCGACGAAGGUUAACAUCGGAGAUUUGAAAAAGCUUGUUGAGGUGCAUCGAAAAGCUUACAAUGUUACAAUAUUGAUAGAAGACAUUUGUCAAGUACCGUUGGCUUUGGAAUUCUUGACCUGUGUAAUAUUCUGGUGUUUGAGCAUGAUUUACAUUUCAAAGAAAAUCGACUUCAACCUAAUCAACGUGAUGAUCAUAUUUUGUCUGUCUCUGAUUGAGACGUUUGGCUGCUCCUUUCUGGGAUCGGAGUUGGCCGAGGAAGCCGAGGCAGUUGGCAAGGCCAUCUACGAUCUGCCGUGGUACGAGCACUCGGUUGAGUUGCAACGCUUCUACCGGCUGAUCAUUCAACGUACGCAACGGCCUACUGGGAUCACAGGGGUGAAGCUUUUCGUCGUUCAACGGACCACGUUUGCUAGUGUGAUUCAAAUGUCUUACUCAUACUACCUCGUUCUGCAGGAUGUUUUGAAUAACUUCUAAGAAAAGCAGAAGAAAUCCUGAAGAAUUGUUCUUUUGCACCACAAUCACAGUGUUGUUCAAGCUUAAUCACAAAUUCCUGUCACAGCAGUUCAAUACAACCAGUUUGAUCCAGAACUUUCCCAAAUCGUUUCUUUCAGCAACCGUUCAUCACUAGAAAUCCCAUCAAUUCAAACGGUUUGGAUCAGUUUACCGCAACCAAACAACAACCGCACACUCUUGACAUCGGUUCCAACGGUUUCGCUCCCCAGCUCCGAAAGGAGCAACUUUUUUCCUGCAACAGUCCACGAGAGCAGAAUUCUAAUAUUCCCCCAGAGCGGCACACAUAGCUCAGUUUUGGGGCGUAAAACCACAAGAAUGCCUUCGCCGACCAACCGAAGGGACCUUUCGUCAUCGGAAAGCAAUGAGCUUUUCCGAGACGAGAGACGAAAGUGAAACCUGACAAUGGCAGAAUUUUCCCUUUUUUUCCCUCUCCCCAAAAACGAGAUCAACGAAAUUUUCCUUUCUCUCCUUUCGGCCAAUGCGAAAUAAAACUUUUUUUUUCGUUAAGGGCAAUUUCGGGAAUGGAUAACAAUUUUUCCCCCCCGGAAACAGUUUAUUCUUUACCCAUGGCUAUCAGUGAAGCCGUUCACGAGGAGGAAAUCUCACGCACGAUAAACGAAUGGAUAUUGCGUGAGCGGCUGUUGGCUGCAUCUGUGGAUUCUUCCCCCCUUCUUUUCCACCAAAUUUGUUCGUGAAAAUGUGCUAAACUUAUGGGUAUCAUAAAGCAAAAUUGUGGAAAAAUUGCCCUCUCGGUGAGCAUUUGUAACGGAAAAAUGAAAAGUAAUCACCGAUUCCAGUGAAAGUAAUUCAUGAGAAUGACGUGGUUUAUUUUUAAAAGUAACAACAGCUUCAUGAGUUUUCUACAAAUUGUUCAAUUAUAAAAUUUAUAAAU